AUGGACCAGUCAGGCGCCGCAAGAAGCAUGAUUUCAGAAAUGGAGUCGGCCUUCCAGUCGGGUGUAGAGUCAGGUCAAAUUCCCGGUGCUGUUGUUAUGGCAAAAGACUUAACCGGGAAAAUUGACUAUGUGCGCUGUUUCGGAGCCCGAUCCGUCAGGCCGGAGGAGCAUGGGAAACUGCCCCCUAUGGAAGUGGACACCAUCAUGAGAAUGGGCCAGGCGACCGCGCUCGUUGGGGUCGUCGUGGCCCUGCAAUGUGUAGAUCGAGGCCUGGUCAGCUUGGAUGAAAGCGUGGAGCGUUUGCUUCCGGACCUGACGAGCAUGGAGGUCCUAGUUGGCUUUGAUUCCGAGGGAAAACCGAUCAUGAGGAAGCGCAAUGGAAUCAUCACUCUCAGACACAUGCUCACGGAUACAUCGGGGUUGUCGCACGUCCCUAUCAACCCCCUGCUGCGGGAGCUUGUAGCCAGGGGCUACUCCGAGUAUCCCUUACCCAUUGGAGGCGAGUCCGACAUUCCCAACCCCUUGCUCGCACCGCCCGUGGGCGACCCUGGGGUGCAGUGGAUCCACGGGACCAACAUCGACUGGGCGGGCAAGCUCGUCGAGCGGGCGACGGGCAUGGACCUGGAGACCUACAUGCAGCGGAACGUCUGCGAGCCGCUGGGCAUCACGGACAUGACAUUCAAGCUCCAACAGCGUCCGGACCUGAUCGCCCGCCGGGCCGACCUGACAAAACACGGCAGGGAGGACGGAACGCUGCACUACGACGACACGGUCUUCUUCCGGAAGGACCCGGAUGAGUGCUACGGGGGCUGUGGCCUGUUCGCCAGCCCGGCUUCGUACAUGAAGGUGAUCCACUCGCUGCUGAAGAGGGACGGCGUCCUGUUGAAACCGGAGACGGUUGAUCGCAUUUUCCAGCCUGCUCUGGACGCACAGAUGGAGCGAGAGAUGAAUGAGCACUUCAACAAGGUGAUCAAGCUCAUCAACUAUGGUUAUCCUCUACCGCAGUGGCCCACUCUGCGGCGCAACUUUGGGCUCGGAGCGGUCGUGAUCAUGGAGGAUUUGGACGGCGACAACUGGCGGCGCAAAGGAUCGCUGUCAAUCAAUAACGGUUGGAACACCGGAGUGCAAAUCGACCCUGCGGCGGGACUCUGCACGCUCGUGGCAUUUCAAACACAGCCGUACAGCGACCCCAUUGAAGAGGCUCUUGUCCAUAAGUUUGAGAGGGCUAUGUACUCGCAGCUCAAGACUAGCGCGUGA
This is a messenger RNA of Diaporthe citri, 1257 nucleotides long. RefSeq lists its product as uncharacterized. The transcript is spliced from 4 exons. The coding region runs from base 1 to 1257 and encodes 418 amino acids. Lineage: Eukaryota; Fungi; Ascomycota; Sordariomycetes; Diaporthales; Diaporthaceae. The record is from RefSeq and is a predicted model, not a curated record.